UGCUCCCUUCACCAACUAGCUAGAUUGUGUCAGCUUGUCAUCCCACACCAUGCAACACUCGUGCAAAUCUUCCUUCGUCCACCUCAGCUUCUCGGUUUUCGUCUUCCUCAAUUAUCUAACAAUCAUAACCAGCAAUCCCUUCUCUCCACAUUACUUCGCCAUCCCUAAUUUGGCGCUUAAUUGCGGUUCUUCUGCCAUAUCAACUGAUCCAGAUGGCAGGGAGUGGACUGGAGAUAUUGGCUCACAUUUCUUUUCCUCGCAACAAUCUAAGGUUAGCUCAGUAGUCUCAAAUUUCAUCUCCCAAGAGCCAUCUUUCGAUCGUAUCCCUUACACUACUGCUCGGAUCUUUGUUUCUCAAUUCACUUACAAGUUUCGUAUCAGUCCGGGCCCAAAAUUCAUACGCCUCCACUUCCGUCCAGCUAAAUACCAAAGUUUGGGAAGGUCUAAGGACUACUUCAGUGUUACUGCUGGUCCUUUUACCCUCCUUAGGAAUUUCAGCGCUUCCCUAACUGCAGAUUUGCUAGGCUCAAAGUUUUUGGUCAAAGAGUUCUGCGUAAACUUGGAAAAGCAUAGGAGCCUGAAAAUAACCUUUACUCCGUCUAAAGAUGCCUCACAUGAUGCGUAUGGGUUUAUAAAUGGGAUUGAGAUCGUCUCGAUGCCCAAAGGCUUUUAUUACACUCGUUUUGGAAAUAAAGGUGCCGGCCCCCCUAGAUCUGAUUUUCUUGUAAAAAAGAACACAGGUCUUGAGAUGGUUCACCGACUAAACAUGGGCCGGAGUUCCAUUCGAGCAAUGAAGGGCUCCGCCAUGAUGUUCCGGAAAUGGUCUGAGGAUACCAAAUUCCUCGUGCAUUCAGGUGUGAAUCCUAUAUAUAACAGAGCAAUUCAUAUCAAAUACACGAGCGCACCCUCUUUCACAGCACCCCGGGAGACUGCCCGGUCUGCAAGAAUGCUCAAAGUUUCAUUACCCCCUCCUGACGCCAGGUUAAUCAACUCUGUCGCCAGUCUUGCUGGACCCCAGCCUAAAGUUUCAUUACCCCCUCCUGUCCCAAACCCCACAACCUACUCCAAGCGCACAAAGACAUUAUUGCUCCUUCUCUUUUUUGGAGUUGGCCUGGGUGUCGCAACCGUUUUCUUUCUCUUGGGCUUAACAAUAUUCUUGCAGAGGAAGAAACUAAAGACCAACAAUAUCCAAACAUCAACAUCUCUUGAAGGAUUGUGCCGUCGCUUCACAGUGGAGGAGAUUCGUGCUGCUACAAACAACUUUGAAAGGAAUCGUAUCAUUGGAAGAGGAGGUUGUGGCCACGUGUUCAAAGGCUACAUCGAUGGCGGACGCACCCCGGUUGCCAUCAAGAUCUUCGGGCCAGCUUCGAGGCAAGGGGACCAUGAGUUUCGAACCGAGAUUGAAAUGCUAUCAAAGCUCCGUCACCCCCACCUGGUCUCUUUGAUCGGUUACUGCGACGACGAACGGUUCAUGAUCAUUGUGUAUGACUUCAUGGCUCAUAAAACGCUCCGCCAUCAUCUUUACAACACGGAUGAUCCUCCAUUGUCUUGGAAGCAGAGGCUGGAGAUUUGCAUCGGUACUGCUCGAGGGCUAACGUACCUCCACGAAGGUGCGGAACCCCCGAUCAUCCACCGCGACGUCAAGACCAGCAAUAUUCUUUUGGACGAGGACUGGGUGGCCAAGGUUUCGGACUUUGGGCUUUCCAGGUUGGGCCCAACAAGCUUGUCCCAAAGCCAUGUCACCACGCAGGUGAGGGGCACGUUCGGGUAUUUGGACCCGGACUAUUUCUUGACCUGUCAUCUGACGGUGAAGUCCGAUGUUUACGGGUUUGGGGUGGUGUUAUUCGAGGUGUUGUGUGCCAGGCCAGCGGUGGAUAAUGGGCUAGACGACGAGCGACACAGUCUGGCCCAAUGGGCCAGGCGUUGUUUCGAAGAGGGUACCGUUGAUCAGAUCAUUGAUAGCCGUCUGGUGGGUGUGAUUGCCCCAGAGUGCUUGCAGGUGUAUACAAACAUAGCGUAUAGAUGUUUGUGUGAGGAAAAAAACCAACGGCCAACGAUGGCCGAAGUGUUGAGGGCCCUUGAGGUUGCAAGAGAAUUGCAGGAGAUUUCCGAUGGUGGGGGCGGGGCUGAGAGGAUUAUGAUAGACGAGGAAGUUCCACUGUGCGGGAGAGGAAAUCUGGUGGCAUCUGAAACAGGGAACCAUGGUGAUCUGGUGCAUUCGUGUCCAACGUUACGGAAGAAAAGUGCAUCUCGAAAGGAGCUGCUUAGGUAUUUCAGUGACAAGGCGGGGCUUAAGUGGGUGAAACGAACAAACCCACGUUGUGUCAAGGCAUCUUGUCUGGUGAGUCCACAGUAUGCUGCCUUGCCAAGUGUCCAAGUGCAAUUACCUGAUUUGACUUGCUGCGGGCCACAUACGACACCGGGGAAGAUUUUUAUUGAGAUCACCAACAUUGCCGGACAAUAAUUGUUCAUUCCCAAACCAGAAAAAACAAAGAGAGAGACAGAGAGCAAUUGGGUUUAGUUUAAGAACGUAGUAUAAUUAUAAUAUUGUGAGCAAUUAUGUUAAAUGGUUGACGAAGACUCAUCACGGAAAUGGAAAUGUUGAUGUCCUAACUUUAUAGAAACGGUGGGUGGGGUUGUUAUUAAA
Carya illinoinensis is the source of this 2647-nucleotide messenger RNA. RefSeq names its product receptor-like protein kinase FERONIA. The record is from RefSeq and is a predicted model, not a curated record. Gene Ontology annotation, cellular component: plasma membrane; plasmodesma. Bases 50 to 2464 code for a protein of 804 amino acids. Lineage: Eukaryota; Viridiplantae; Streptophyta; Magnoliopsida; Fagales; Juglandaceae. Gene Ontology annotation, molecular function: ATP binding; transmembrane receptor protein tyrosine kinase activity. Gene Ontology annotation, biological process: protein autophosphorylation. The transcript has a single exon.